Messenger RNA from Nasonia vitripennis (jewel wasp), 735 nucleotides. RefSeq names its product chymotrypsin-1-like. Gene Ontology annotation, molecular function: serine-type endopeptidase activity. Bases 1 to 735 code for a protein of 244 amino acids. The record is from RefSeq and is a predicted model, not a curated record. NCBI's taxonomy places the organism in Eukaryota, Metazoa, Arthropoda, Insecta, Hymenoptera, Pteromalidae. Gene Ontology annotation, biological process: proteolysis. The transcript is spliced from 5 exons.
AUGAAGCAGUUCCUGAUUCUCGCUUUGUGCUGCCGUGCACUAGAAGCUAAGUCGUCAUUUGUCCCGGCGGCCAAAUUGGUCAAUAUCCGAUCGGUGCCCAGGUUGGUCAGAGCCCAGGAGAGUCCCAGGCUCGAGGCCAUAGCUGGAGAGUACCCGUACCAGGUUUCCCUUCAGAUCUGCGGUGGUUCUUUGAUAAGCAAGAGGCACGUGCUCACUGCUGCUCACUGCGUCUUCAGUUUCGUCGGCCAGAAGAAGGACAAGAACACGAUCAAGGUUCUUGUCGGCACCAACUCUCUCACUGAUGGUGAUACCUUGAUGGACGUCGACAGAAUCUCCCAUCACGGAGCAUUCACUAACGCCGAUGUGUCUCCUGUCAUGAACAAUGACAUCGCCGUCAUCAGAUUGAAGAAAGAGGUCACGGAAUCCGCGACGGUAAAGAUCAUUAGUCUGCCCCAACCUAAUCAGGACAUACCUGAGAAUACACAGAUGAUCCUUACUGGAUUCGGGUCUACUUACACCGGUGGUCCAAUUUCUCUAAAACUCAGGCAACUCUACAUGUAUGCCACAAAUCGUGGUGUCAUCACCGUUGCCCACCUUUGCGCCUCUCUGGGUACAGGAUACGGAGCUUGCCAAGUGAGUGACGAAUUCGCUAAAAUAGAAUCGAGUGAAGAUCUUUACACCAGGGUGUCGUACUACUUGGACUACAUCAACUACGAACUGUCGUUGAUCAGUUAA